Messenger RNA from Kalmanozyma brasiliensis GHG001, 1212 nucleotides. Its product is annotated as Tryptophan synthase beta subunit-like PLP-dependent enzymes superfamily. Gene Ontology annotation, cellular component: cytoplasm. NCBI's taxonomy places the organism in Eukaryota, Fungi, Basidiomycota, Ustilaginomycetes, Ustilaginales. The coding region runs from base 1 to 1212 and encodes 403 amino acids. The record is from RefSeq and is a predicted model, not a curated record. The transcript has a single exon. Gene Ontology annotation, molecular function: cystathionine beta-synthase activity; cysteine synthase activity.
AUGAGACCUCAAGCUAUCUUGCCAGAUGCCCUUUCCGCUGUGGGUGAGACGCCGCUCAUUCAACUGAACCGGAUCCCACAGUCGGAAGGCAUCAAGUGCAAUGUCAUGGUCAAGUGCGAGUUCUUCAACGCUGGUGGCAGCGUCAAGGACCGCAUCGCACGUCGCAUGCUCCUUCAAGCUGAGCAGGACGGUACCCUCAUCCCCGGCAAGUCCAUCGUCAUCGAGCCCACCAGUGGCAACACGGGUAUUGGUCUGGCUCUCGCCUGCGCCAUUCGAGGCUACCGUUGCAUCAUUGUGCUUCCCGAAAAGAUGUCCGCCGAGAAGGUCAACACGCUUCGUGCUUUGGGCGCCGAAGUCAUUCGCACUCCUACCGAGGCCGCUCACGAUGAUCCUCGUUCCAACAUCAUGACCGCGCGUCGUCUCGCAAAGACCAUGCCCGACGCCGUCAUCUUGGACCAGUACAACAACCCCAACAACCCCACCGCCCACUGGGCUACCGCCGAAGAGAUCAUCGAAGCCAUCCAGGCCGGUCCCGCUCCUCCUUCCUCCACUUCACUCCUGCACGGCAUGGCUGGCCUUUCCCUCGACAAGGAGCCCCUUGACUCGGCCGCCUCGGCUCGUCCUCUCACCCCGGACUCGAACCGCGGCGCCGACGAGCUCAACGGCUCUACCCAGACUUUUUCGGACAAGGUGGACGUCUUCAUCGCCGGCGUCGGUACCGGCGGUACCAUCAGCGGCAUCGCCUCGCGCCUCAAGCGUGCCGACCACAACCCGAACUGCUUCGUGCUCGGUGUGGACCCUAUCGGAUCCGAUCUGGCUCUGCCCGCCACGCUCAAUGCUCUUCCUGAGGGCAGUGAUGGCUCGUACAAGGUCGAAGGCAUUGGCUACGACUUUGACCCCAACACGCUGAACAAGAAGGUCAUUGACGAGUGGUACAAGACCGAGGACGAGCAGAGCUUCGUCUACGCGCGUCGUCUGAUCAAGGACGAAGGCAUCCUUGCCGGAGGCUCUUCGGGUGCCGCUGUCAACGCCGCUAUCAACUGGCUCAAGCCCGGCGGUGCUGGCUACGACAAGUUUGGUUCCAAGUCGGGUCUCAACGCUGUCGUUGUUCUGCCCGACAGCAUUCGCAACUACAUCACCAAGCCGUGGUUGGUUUCGGAUGCCAAGCCAGAGCUCCGCGAGGCCGAGAUCGACUUUGCCAACUUCCAGUAG